GCCAGUCAGCGCCUGACCGUCAGUGAGUUGGUGUGUGUGCGCGGAGCAAGCGUCUUUCUGUGGCUCUUGUGUUGUGAAUCAGUGCCGCGUGACAUGGGCCUCUGAUGUGUUAAGAGCGAGGCAACGAAACAAGAUCGUCAUUACUCGCAUCUACCAUUCGACAGGACGUGAUGCGUGUCGAAAGCAGCGAAGCCGUGGUGGGCGGCAUCGGAGACAUGGUGCGCUCCGAGGGAAUGGGCGUGAAAGGUACUGUCAGCCCGCCCCUGAGUGCUGCUGUCUCUCAGGUGUCGCUAGCACCCAGCGACCUGACGACAAGCGAUCCUGAUCUGGUCACUUCGUCCGCCUAUUCGUCAGCGGCGUCCUCCCGGCCACCCUCGUCCUCGCAAGUGUCUCUCCCUACCACAGACUUGGACCUCACGCCGGAGUCGCCGCCGCCGUCUGCCCCUCCCUCCAGACCCGCCUCCUGUUCCGGCCUGGUGACUCCCGAAUUGGCUCUGCCCACUCCAGAGGAGUACACAGCAGAGACAGUGGAGUUCCCCACGAGUCCACGGGCACUGAAGGGUGGCAGCAAGCGAGGUGCAGGAGUGUGCUUCCUUGAGACCGAUGAGGUGCUGUCCGCUAACUUUCUGACUCCAAACUAUAAAUUAGAUGAUUCUGAGUUGUGUGAUGACUCUCCUAAACAAGGCAAUGGCUUUGAAGUUGGUAGUGACCAGGAAGAAGAUUAUUUUGAAGAAUUUCACCUCCCAAACUCCCAUGAAAAUGCAUUUGUGAGACACAAAAGCUUCCGCCGCAAGGUGCACCUGACUCCCAUUAAUGCUCCUGAUGCUGAAAAGAUUGAGGGACUCGUUCGCACUGGAGAGUUUCAGAGACAUGGCAGUAUUAGGAGAAAAAUGGUGCCUGAGGAACCCAGCAUAAUUCUUGAAAAUGCAGAAAGUUCAUCCAAGCUUGAUCAAAUUGGUAAUGAAACAAGUAUGGAUAAUGAUAUUGUUGGACCAUUUGCCAAGGACCUGAAGGAAAUUGAAAGCAUGUUAAAUGACAGUGAAGUUGGUGAUGUGUCAGAUAUUAUUGUUGACUUCUCAAAUGAGGCUGACAGGAAGGCAAUGGGAGAAGGAGGGAAUCAAGCCACUACAUCUACACCAAAAUCCAGUACAAAUGGUAGUGCAAGCUUUGGUGCAGUGGACUGUUCCAUUAACUGUAGGGAAGAACUAUCAUGUGAUGAAAGCUUGAGCAUCGAACAAACCACGUUAAUGAAGGUUCGUGAAUGUUUGGAUUUUACAAGAUUAAAAGAUAUCUAUGUUCUCAGUGGAAGACUACAAGAUAUACUUACUGCCAAAGAAGUUGAAGAAAUUUUGAAUAACUCUGAAAGAUAUAGUGAGUAUGUGAACAAAGAGGUGAUUGAAGCACUGCAUAACUCGCUGCAGGAACAACAGAACUCGGACAGUAGCAUUGGUGAGAUAGACAGCAGCCUUUCAUGCUCAAAAAAAAUUAUACAUGCUGAAGGUGUUGAUAUGGAAAAUGGUGAAGCAUCUGACAUUCGAGCUGUGAUUGAUGACAGUGAACUGCAGGAUGAAGAAGCUGAAACCAAUGUCUCCAAGAGAUCGUCUUGUAUGUUUGUUGACGAUGAUGAAGAAGAAGAGGACACUAACUUUAGGUUUGAGCGCCGCAGGUCUUUCAGACUCGGAAAGGAAGGAGAGAAGCAAGUAGAAGUAGAGGGAGUGUUCGUUGAGAGUCGGUCUCAAGAUAUCGGCCUCAAGAAGAUCAAAGCCCCAACUCUUGAUCUGAGUGGAAAUGUCUCGGAAGAAUUAACUGAUCCCUCGGAACUCCCAACUACUGAAACCAGUGAAGACCCUGUCCCUGCUACCCCAAUGACUUCUACCAGUAAGAGUGAGACUCAGCCUCUAGAACCUCCAGCUGUUCUCCCAGACAUAGUGAUCACAGUUGCCGGGGAAAAUGUGCUACAGGAUGAUGAUGAGAAUAUGUACUUACCCAAAUGCAGUGCCAUUACAGAGAGUGAUUGUUCUGUUCCUGAGGUAUCCUUUAGUGAUUCUUCUUCUGAGCAAGAGAGACCCAAGUUUGGUGACUGCGACAUUCUGAUUCAUCGAAGAAGAAUCUCUGUGGCUGAAGACAUCUUGCAGUCCCCAGUUGAUGAUGACAACAUAUCUGUCGCAUCUGCCUUCAGUCAGCGCAGUGAAGCUGAAGAUGAAGCAGAAGAUGACUUGGAUGCCUUCACGGAGUCUGCUGCAGCUGACUUCAGGUAUGAAAGUGACUCUGAAAUUGACCCUCUGCCACCUCCACCUCCACAAAUGAUCCCUGAGCUCACAGCUGCUGAGGAAAGUUUUGAAGAGAGACACUGGAGGAACAUUGUGAUUGGAGGAGUGUGGCAUCGCAUUGACAUGAAGGUCAUUGCUCCUUAUAAAAAGUGUGUGAGUCACGGAGGUUACCUUGGCCAGAACAGGAAUGCAGUCAUAGUGAUCAGUGCCUGUGAACUGCCCGAUCGCUCCCGGCGAGACUACAAUUAUGUAAUGGAUAACUUGUUCUUAUACGUGUUGUCCACUCUAGAACAAUUGAUUGCAGAUGACUAUAUCUUGCUCUACCUUGCUGGAGGCACACCAAAGUCUAGCAUGCCAAGCUUUCACUGGCUGAAGAAAGCCUACCAGAUGAUUGACCGCAAACUGCGAAAGAAUCUCAAAACUCUCCAUGUAGUGCAUCCCACAUUCUGGGUGCGGGCACUGGUGGCCUUCUCCAGACCCUUCAUCAGCACUAAAUUCUACCGGAAGCUGACCUUUGUGAACAAUUUGACUGAACUUGCUCAGAUGAUCCCACUGGACCAGCUACACAUACCAGAUGCAGUCAAACAGGAAAAUGAUGUAAGUACUGUUUUUUUUAAAUUAUGGUGCUUUACUUGAUGGGCUCUACAUACAUGGUUGGCGGGCGGACUUCGAGAUGAUGAUCCGUGAAAAGAAGAAGAAUGCUGGCAAGAGAAGACCUUAUUCCCUCACAGCAAGAUGAAGGCCUCUCCGUAGUUCAUGAUUGAAUACACAUGUGUACUCUUUCUCUAUUCAGAGCAGAUGUUGAAUGGUGAUACUUCAUCAAAACAUUCUCUUGCACUGGAUCACUUAGGAGUGAAGCAAAGUUGUUCAUUGGAUGCAUAUUUUUUGUCAUAACCAGAUUGCAAGAAUCAUGGAAUUCUGUUUUACAGCUGUAAUUUUUUACUGAAAUUCCAUAUUCUCCAAACAAAUGCAGUGAUUAGAGAAGAGAAAAUAUAUGGUGAUAAUGUUGAAGAUUGUAAUAGCCAAUUAUUGACAUAUAGUAUUUGCAGUUAAGCAGAAUAUUGAUAUGCAGAUUGUAUAAUUCAGUUAUCAUCUUAUCAUUUUCUUUUUCACCAUGUAAGCUUCUUUUUUUUUCAGUUUGAUCAUAUUUAUAAUUAAUAUUGAAAUAUGAAAUUCCUGUGAUGCAUUUGAUCAGUGUACAGAUGAGAAAUAGCCUUCAUUUCAUCAAUGAUGAAAGAAAGUAUGUAAAGUUAGCACUUGUAUAUAUUGCAAUAUUGUGAUAUAAUGUGAUACUUACUUAAAUUUAAUAUAAGAUACAAUUAAGCUAGGAAGCUCUAAUAUGCAGACUUGUUGAGGGUGUGGUGAGUGAGUAGUAUUUCCCAGUGAUGCCUGUGUGGUUGUUUCACAAGGUCACACUGCAGAACAGGUAUAGAGAAAGGCAGAACAGCCUUGUAGAUCUGUUUCUGGUCAUUAAGUGCAAUGCUGGGAGGUUGUGGUGCUCAGCUGACUAAAGUUAACUUUAUCCUUACUCAAGGAAACAAGAUCACUUAAGUCUUCUGUAUUGAAAGCAUUGGAAAAUUAUAUGAAAAAAAUUAUAUAAGUAUAAGGUGAAGUGUGGAGCCCAGGUGUUUGUAAAUAUGGAGGCUGAGAGCUUUCCAAGAGGUUGUGUUAUUCCAGGAGUGGCCAAGUUAGUCUGUCAGUCUUGUACACAGACAGUAUUUCAUAUGAGCCUAGGUGUAUAAUUUUGCCAAAACUAGUCUAUCAUUCCUGUCUAAAAUUAUGCACUUAGUUGUUGAACACAGAUGUUUCACUGUAAAGUAUAAUUAGUAUGUAACUGAAAGCCAAAUUUAGUUACAGUUUUGUUAACUUAUGUUCUCAAGAUGCUUAUUAAUUAAAAUAUACAAAAGCAACAUUCUAUGAAACCUGGACCACUCAACUGAAGCCAAGGUGAUGGAUGUGCUUGUAAAUACAUUUAUUUAUACA
This is a messenger RNA of Portunus trituberculatus (swimming crab), 4253 nucleotides long. RefSeq lists its product as uncharacterized. Lineage: Eukaryota; Metazoa; Arthropoda; Malacostraca; Decapoda; Portunidae. Gene Ontology annotation, cellular component: cytoplasm. The transcript is spliced from 11 exons. The coding region runs from base 171 to 2906 and encodes 911 amino acids. The record is from RefSeq and is a predicted model, not a curated record.